Daucus carota subsp. sativus is the source of this 1370-nucleotide messenger RNA. RefSeq names its product RHOMBOID-like protein 12, mitochondrial. Bases 161 to 1096 code for a protein of 311 amino acids. Gene Ontology annotation, cellular component: membrane. Gene Ontology annotation, molecular function: serine-type endopeptidase activity. NCBI's taxonomy places the organism in Eukaryota, Viridiplantae, Streptophyta, Magnoliopsida, Apiales, Apiaceae. The record is from RefSeq and is a predicted model, not a curated record. The transcript is spliced from 8 exons.
ACAAUCAUUUUAUAACAAAUUUUGUACCAAAUUUGUCAUCACGCUGGUUCUGUGUUGUACCUCGCUUAACAUAAACCCUCAAAACUCACAAUUCUUGAAUCUUGAUCAUACAUACAUACACCCAGCUUUUUAAAACCCUAAAAUCCCAGACUGAAUCGAAAUGCAGAGAUUGUUGUGUAUGAGAUUGCUGGCAAAGAAGAAACCCAGCACUAAUCUCCCAUGCUACACAUCAAAAGCAAACCCAAUUCACCCACAAAAUGCUAUGGUGUCUCAUUUCUCCACUACAAAUUCAGGCUUCAACUUUUAUGGGCUUCUUGCAAACCAGUUUUCGCGAAAAUCAAGUGCCCUUUUCAAAGCUCCAGCUGAAGGGCUUGUUCAUUUCAAGAGGGUUUUUUCAAGAAGUUACUUUUUGCAGAAAAAAUCUGGCCUCAAUGUAUCAUCUUUCAAGUUCUUUAGCCAGGGCAGGAGAUGGAUUCAAAGGCUUGAUUCUGAUCAUGUGGUUGUUGGCUUGAUAGCAGCUAAUGUAGUUGUAUUUCUUCUGUGGCGGUCUGCUGAUCCUCGAUUCAUGGCGAAUAACUUCAUGAUUUCUUUGGACAAUUUUAAAAGUGGACGGGUCCACACGAUGAUAACUUCUGCAUUCAGUCAUAUGGAUGCUGGACAUAUAAUUUCAAACAUGAUUGGUUUGUACUUCUUUGGGAAUAGUAUUGGAAGCGCUUUUGGACCAGAAUUUCUUCUGAAGCUGUAUCUUGCGGGGGCACUUGCUGGCUCAGUUUUCUACUUGGUUUACCAUGCCUUUUUAAUCCCAUCAAAGAGUAAUCAGGUGUCGGGCAGGAGUCCUUCAAGUAUUCCAGGAUUGGGGGCAAGUGGAGCUGUGAAUGCUAUCAUGCUACUCGAUAUAUUCUUAAACCCAAAAAAGACUAUAUUUUUUGAAAUGAUCAUACCAGUUCCUGCAAUCCUAGUAGGAAUAUUUCUAAUCGGAAAGGACAUGUUGAGGAUCAUAGAGGGUGAUUCACGAGUUUCUGGAUCAGCACAUUUGGGCGGGGCUGCAGUUGCUGCCUUGGCAUGGGCACGCUAUAGGAGAGGUCGUUUUUACUGAGUAUCAUGGAGGUUAUAGUUCUGACAAAUGUAGGUGUUACCGUAAGAAUUCCUUCUCUGGUUUCAUGGAUGGGGAUUCAUAUCCUAAAGCUUAGCCAUAGGGGCACUAGUUGGUAUACAAUGAUUCGCAAAUGGUUCCAUUAAGAACCCGUUAUAAAUAUUAGUUAUGAGUAGCUUAUGACUCGUUGCUUUAAAUUAUCUUUUAUAAACUUAUUAUUUAUUGUAAUUAUAAUUAUGUCUUUUAAUCCGAUUACAUCAUCAUCAUCUUACUUAUA